GCAGUAAUGGCGACCAACUUUCACUUUAGUCGGGAAACACCCCCAGAAUCAAUUUUUACUGAUUUCCAGACGCUUAAUAAGUUUCAAAACAAGCAAUUCAAACAGCUACUGGAAUAUGGUUUUGAAUUCCUUGCUGAUCCAGGGAAGUCAUCCCGAUUAAUGGAACAGCUGGAGGUGUUUGCUGAAGAAAAUGGAGUGAAUGUUACAGGCCUAAAAAAUAUAUUUAAAAGUUUACUCUCAUUCAGCAACAGUGCAUUGAAAAAGAGUCUGUCUGCAUCACAACUAAAAGAAGAUUUAACAAAUCUAGGUUUAGCAGAGGACAAGUCUGAAUACUUUUCACAACAAUGGACCAGUAAUUUGGCUGCUCUGUCCAAGAGUGCCCUAGGACAAACUCUGAUGGUCAAUCAGCUGGUGGACAUGGAAUGGAAAUUUGGAGUGACAGCUGCUAGCAGUGAAGUUGACAAAGUAGGAAACACAUUCUUACAGGUGAAGCUAGUAAUCAACACAGGAAAUGGAAUAAAGAAUACUUACAUGGAGCUUACAUUGCCACAGUUCUACUCAUUCUUACAUGAAAUGGAGAAAGCCAAGGCCAGUUUGGAGUACCUCAGCUGAGGGUGUGUAUUAUUUAUAGAGGUACGAUUCGUGUACAAGUAAAUGUAAACGUGUAAUUACAGAUAACAGACAGUUUGUAGUACCUCAGCUGAGGGUGUAUAUUAAAUUUAAACAUGUAGUUACAGAUAAUAGUCUGAAUGCAAGGGAAGAGAGAGAGAGAGGAGAGGGAGGGAGAGAAGAAAUCAGGAAAAAUCUUCAAUCAGACAUUCUGUGCAAUGACUAGCUUUUCUGUAAAACGUAGUAUUUGAUUUGUAUAAAUAUACCUAAAUAUAAAAUUUUAUAACAGUAGUUGUUUCUCUAUUUUAUUUGCCUUAUAUGGUUGUUAAUUUCCUUUUUUCACAAGGUUGUUAAAUGGUAUCUUGUGUUAUUUGUUAAGGCUCUUAUCAUACCUAAGCUUAAUCAUUUUUUUCUAUUUCUCUACCAUCUCCUAGAAAAGAAUGAAAAGCUGCAAGUAGACUUUUUGAAUUAAUAUGGAAGUCAAAGUCGGAUAAGAUUAAGCAUUCCCUUGUAACACAAGAUUAUUUUUCUGGGUUCUGAAAAUGGUCAACAUAAUUAAUUAAAUAAUUGCAUUAAAAAUUUUUUGGAUGAAAAGUUUAAGAAGCCAUGGAUGGAUUUUUUGCAAGGAAUGAAAAAGAUACUAGUACUUUUGAAAAGCUUAUUCAUUUCAGAGAUUUUUUUUAUUUCUCAGAACAUCUACUUCCUAAAAACAAUGUUUUCUGACAAGAUGUAAUAAAGGCAUGGUUUGAAGUCAUAACAUGUUUAAAUGAUUGUAAAAUAAAAAAAAAUAUUUUCUAAAUAUUCCAGUGUUGUACAAUUCUAAAAUGUUGGUUGGAAAUCAAUGCUUUCAUAUCAAAAAUAAAUUAAAGUAAUCAGAGAUUUUUUAGAUGAGAAGGGAAGUUUUAUAACUUAAUAUUCCUUCCAACAAAGGUUUUGCCUUUCACAUAAAGAUAUGCAUGUUCAGAUUAGGCAGUGUAAUAGUGUUCCUACUGCAGUAUUUUUAGCUCACCUUAACGAAGUUGGGGGAGCUUAUGUAAUGGCGUCGGCGUCGGCGUCCCAGGUUAAGGUUUUUGGAGCAGUUUUCUUUUCAAAUACUUCUAUGGCCUAUAUUAGUCAGAGAUGCAUGGAGGAUGCUUCUAGUGUGUUUCAUUGUACCAGUCAAGGUUUCAGAUGCUGCAAUUUCAGCUAAAGAAUGACCAGGUUAAUGUUUUUGGAGCAGGUUAAAGUUUUUGGAGCAGGUCUCAUUUCCAAGUAACUAUAAGCCCUAUAUUGACCAAACUUGCAUGGAUGAUACAUCUAAGGAUGCACACUACUAAACUUGCUUCGGAUGCUGGAUCUGACCUACAUUUUCCGGAUGAGUGACCAGGUUAAGGUUUUUGGAGUAGAUCUCAUUUCCAAGUAACUAUAAGCCCUAUAUUGACCAAACUGCAUGGAUGAUACAUCUAAGGAUGCACACUACUUGACUUGCUUCGGAUGCUGGAUCUGACCUAUAUUUUCCGGAUGAGUGACCAGGUUAAAGUUUUUGGAGCAGAUCUCAUUUCCAAGUAACUAAAAGCCCUAUAUUGACCAAACUUGCAUGGAUUAUACAUUUAAGGAUGCACACUACUGGACUUGCUUCGGAUGCUGGAUCUGACCUAUAUUUUCCGGAUGAGUGACCAGGUUAAAGUUUUUGGAGCAGAUCUCAUUUCCAAGUAACUAAAAGCCCUAUAUUGACCAAACUUGCAUGGAUGGUACAUUUAAGGAUGCACACUACUGGACUUGCUUCAGAUGCUGAAUCUGACCUAUAUUUUCCGGAUGAGUGACCAGGUUAAAGUUUUUGGAGCAGAUGUCAUUUCCAAGUAACUAUAAACCCUAUAUUGACCAAACUUGCAUGGAUGAUACAUAUAAGGAUGUACACUAUUGGACUUGCUUCGGAUGCUGGAUCUGACCUACAUUUUCCGGAUGAGUAACCAGGUUAAAGUUUUUGGAGCAGAUCUCAUUUCCAAGUAACUAUAAGCCCUAUAUUGACCAAACUUGCAUGGAUGAUACAUUUAAGGAUGCACACUACUGGACUUACUUCGGAUGCUGUAUCUGACCUACAUUUUCCGGAUGAGUAACCAGGUUAAAGUUUUUGGAGCAGAUGUCAUUUCCAAGUAACUAUAAGCCCUAUAUUGAUUAAACUUGCAUGGAUGAUACAUCUAAGGAUGCACACUACUGGACUUGCUUCGGAUGCUGGAUCUGACCUAUAUUUUCCGGAUGAGUGACCAGGUUAAAGUUUUUGAAGCAGAUGUCAUAUCCAAGUAACUAUAAACCCUAUAUUGACCAAACUUGCAUGGAUGAUACAUCUUAGGAUUCACACUACUGGACUUGCUUCAGAUGCUGGAUCUGACCUAUAUUUUCCGGAUGAGUGACCAGAUUAAAGUUUUUGGAGCAGAUGUCAUUUCCAAGUAACUAUAAGGCCUAUCUGAACCAAACUUGCAUGGAUGAUGCAUCAAGGGACGAACAAUCUCAAAACUUGCUUCGGAUGCUGGAUUUGACUUACAUUUUCUGAAUGAGUGUCUAGUUUUAAGUUUUCAGAUAAGUCCAUUCCCAAGUAACUGCAAGCCCUAUCAGACCAAAAUUGCAUAAAUGUUGCAUCUAGGGAUGCACACUCCUAGAUUAUUAGUUUAGUGUGGGACUUUGCCUUACUUAAAGACAACAUUCGUUGAGGUGAGCUCUGUAAUCUCUGAUUACCUAUGUUUAAAUCUGUGUCCAUUGACGGAUCUUUUGUCGGAUUGUUUGAAUACUCCUAUGCUUUUUUACUUUGAAUUGUUUGCUUUAGUCAGAGAAAUGGACUAAGUCAUUGUACUUCAUUUUGAACACAAAUAAUAUUAAACCUACAUCUGCAUCAAAAUGGGUAUCUAGGGGCAGUGUUAUUUUGAAAUACAUGAUGUUUUACGAAGUUUGAUUUAGAGUAACAAGUGAUACAGUUGUUCAGUGGCAGUAGUUUAGAAUAUUACAUAGGUUUCUUCCUGUAAGUUACUACCUUAAAAAAACUAUUAAAACUACAGAUUGUUGUGCCUUUUUUAAAGAAGGACAGCGAAACAAUACAACUUAAAUUUUUAUUUUGUAAUGAUAUUUUGCUAUGGAGAUUCCUUUGUCAUAACCUAUUUUUUUGCUUGUCUGAUGCAGAAGAAAGUGCCAAAUUUCAAUAGUGUCAUGUCAUCGUUGAGUCAAAUACGAAACUAAAAAAUUCUUAUCCAUGCAAAAGUAUAAACUUUCUUAUGUCAAUUCCAUAUAAUUUAUUUUUGGUUUGAAACACGUCAUAUGAUUGGAUAAGAAAAUAGUUUAUAUCAUAUAACCUGUGUUGCCUAUGUCACAAUGACUUACGUCAAAAGUGUAUCAAUUUUCUUGACGUUACGUUUAAUAUAUGUACAAUUUGAAGGCAUUUUUUUUAAAGGAGAAAUUGUCUUAUUUUCACGGAAAACGGUAGGUGCCAGGUAGAAAAAAUAUUUUAUCUGGCGGUCUCCAGAUCAGUUUCUGGCGGCCGCCAAAUAAUUAUCUGGCGGUCGCCACAUAAAUAACUGGCGACCGUCAGAUAAUAGAUUUAUAGAUCUGGCGGCCGCGAUUUAAUUUCUUGCGGCCACCAGAUAACAUUCUGGCGUCCGCCAGAUAAAAUAUUUUUCGACCAGGCACCUACCGGCUUCCGUUUAUUUUCUACACUUAAAUUAUAAGGAAUGAAUUGAAUAGCUGCCCAAGUUAUACCUGGUACAACCUGGGGUUGGAACAGUUUAUGCUAUUUUAUAAACCGCGCAGCGGUAAACUGUCCCAACCCAGAACUUGAAUUAAAUUCAUUCCUUAAAUGGUCUUCAUGGAAAUCUGUUUUUGAUGAGUGACAUUAAUAUUAUUUAAAUUCAUUAGACAGUUCGAAUUAAUUUAUUUAUCUUUAGAUUGUCUUUUAAAAGAAACACUGUAUAUUCCAUAAUUUAGAAAAUACAUGUAUAACGUUUGAAUAAGAGAAAUAAGUGACAAAACUGAUUUAUUAUUUAUGACUUCAUGAGAAUUGUGAAUAAUGAAUGUGGGUGGUGUGGGUGAGUUAGUGAGUAUUUCAUAAAUGUUAAGAUGUUUAUCCACAAUUACUUUGUUUAUUAAAUUGCAAGAAAAAUAAAAAUAUUAAAAUGUGUUAUUUCUUUCUA
This is a messenger RNA of Saccostrea echinata, 4763 nucleotides long. Its product is annotated as COMM domain-containing protein 7-like. The record is from RefSeq and is a predicted model, not a curated record. The transcript has 9 exons. The coding region runs from base 7 to 612 and encodes 201 amino acids. Gene Ontology annotation, molecular function: NF-kappaB binding. NCBI's taxonomy places the organism in Eukaryota, Metazoa, Mollusca, Bivalvia, Ostreida, Ostreidae. Gene Ontology annotation, biological process: negative regulation of DNA-templated transcription; tumor necrosis factor-mediated signaling pathway.